UCGGAGUGGUUGCCGCGUCGUCAUCGCGCACCACUGCUUGCCCUGCUUUUUAAUCCCUGCCGCGCUUGCGUGGGCGCGCUGGCUCUGCUUGUGCCGGCCGCACUGAGCGUUGUGAGCGAGCUCUCUCCGUCUGCCCGGAGAUACUGGAGCCACCAGACCCAUCUACUUGUUUAUUGUCAGUUGGUGCGUGUCGUGCUAUGCUUUCUUGUGCGCCUGCGAAUCUGUUUGUUCGGGGCACUGACCACGAUUUGUAUCAGAGGACACAAAUUAUCAGCUGGUUGUCCGUGAGACGGCAAGAUGUCGAUAGCCAAGAAGGAAGAGGUUUGCAGUCACCAACUUAUACCGCGAUUGGGUGAGCCGCCGGUUGGUGUGCCUAUUAAGAAAAGGCCAGUUUCAUUGUCUGAUAAAUCAGAUGCGUCUGGCAUGAUGCUCUCGAUGAAAUCCUCAUCUCCAGCGAAGGAGAUGUCCGUUUCAGCUGCAGAUGCAUGCUGUGGCAAGGAAUCCUUCUUCAACAUUGCUAAAUCAGACACAAAUAUGAUCACCAAAGGUAAGGGAAUCACUAAUUCCCAUAUCCAAGACCAUGCCAACAGGUCCUUUACGCUGUCCAUGGCCAAUAGAAAAGGAGUGCUAUUCAAUGGCUCAAAUGAGAUCCCCUCUUGUGCGGAGAGUGAUAGAAGGAGUUUUGCGUCGGUUGAUGAAUCACAAUGUCAAAAAAAUUUGGCUCUGGAUUUACAGUUAGCAUCUCCCCAAAAUGGCAAAAAUAACAACUAUGGUUCUCUUGUGAAGGAAGAGAAAGCAGACCAGGGUCUUUCUGACUUUUCUUCAGUAGAAUCCCACAAGAAUGUUCAAAUAGCAAGUGAAAUGGAUGCUUCUUCUAACAGUAGCAUUGGGAAACUACCUAAUUUGGAUCUCAAUGUGCCAUUGGACCCAACUGAUUCACCUGAAGGCUUUCCUACAAUGCAUGAAAGUGGGAAUGGGCUGUAUCAUAGAACAAUUCAGCAUCAGAAAGCACAGGUGCUCCCAGCAGCACCCAUUUCUACAAUAAGCAUUGGACUGGGUCGGAACAUUGACAGUACUCUGAACCUGUCCAAUGGGGUUUCUCAGAAGUGUGGGUCAGAUGAUGUUACAUUAGAUUUGCAGCUUAAACCACCAGCUAGACCUGAGCUAGGAAUAAAAUGGAAAGGACUUGCUCCUGCUCCAGAAUUGAGUCUCUCUCUAUUUGGUAAGCCCAUGGAUGAGCCUAAGGCUCUCAGUGCUCCGAACGCUUUAUUUAAUUCUGAACCUGCUGGAAGUUCCAUAAAGGUCAGUGAGGAGGCUGCUACACCGGGGUCAGAUAAGUCACCAGUUGAGAAGGCUGUGACACUUGUAUCCUGCAAUACAAACCCUCAGAAUGCUACAUCGUCAAAUGUCUGUGGACUUGAUAAAGUGUCUAAUAGUUUGGUGAAGAAAGAACCUGAAGAAUCAUUCCAGCAGCAUAUUCUAAACGAUGCUGAAAAGACACAACUGUUAGAACGACAAAGUAUUAGACUAGCUAACAAUUGCGCUGAAUCUGAAAAAACUGACAGUGCACCCCAAGUUCCCAGUAAAACUGGCUUUGAUUUGAAUUCUGACAUAUUUCCGAAUAACAGUAUCCAUAAUGGGCUUGAUGUAGUGACUGAUACUGUCCUAAUACCAGCUGAAAGUUUGCCUGAUAUUGGCUGGACUGAGAUCGUGCCUGCUGUUCAUGAAGUUGAGAAAUCUGUGAAGCGCGAAGAAUCCACGAGUCCUGUGGUAGCAAUGGUAAGUGGUCAUUCUGCACCUUUGAUGGCAGCAAAAUCUUUGCCUUUGGAAAGUAAUGUUGCCAGCCCUGCUGUUGGAUUGUGCAAAUCAUCCAGUCAGCCCUCCAUUCCUACUUUAGAAGCUCCAUGCUCUGAUACUGUUUGCAAACCACCAGCCAGUCAUAUUCGUGCUCAUGAGGAUAUGACAUUGAGACCUUGCGAUGCUAAUGAAGUUUCUGAUGCAUUGCGAAGUUCCUCCAGUCCUCUAGCUGAACCUUUGGUUCAUAAUUCUCAGGACCAUGCUACUGUUGAUGGUAUGUCACAAGGGAGUGCUGAAAUGGACUGCUCAGAUGAUGAUAAUACUGUUUCAAGGUUACGUAUUACUAAUAAAACUCAUGGUGAGAGAUUGGGGAAUGGCCCAACCAUCAAGGAUGGUAUCAAUGCUAAUAACUUAUGCAAAGAGCUAAAGAAAGAGCAUGACAGUGAUAUUUCAUCUUUGACAAAUAAGGUUAGCAUGGAGGGUGCUGAUGAUGACAAAUGUGCUAAAAUCAGAGUUAAUGUUGUCAGACAUGCAGGUGAGCGUGGGCAUCGAAAUGAGGUUUUUGUUAACGAAAAAUCUGAAGACAAACAAUCAUUGAAAUCAGGUAAGAAUUCUCCAGUGAAUAAGACUGACAAUAGCAUACAUGAUGUUAAGGCUGUCACAGGCUCCACUUCAACAGAUCAGCGAAGGUUAUCAGCUUCGCAAAAAUGUACCUCCCCUAAAACGGAAUCUACUAGGCAAUCUCCUAAGACUUUGGAUAUCUGCCUUGAGAAGACUAAAAGCCCAGAGAUAAAUUCAGAAAGGUCUCCACAUGGUAAGCAAGCUGCUAGUUGUAGUGAGGACAAUUCGAAAAAUGUUGCUGUGAAGACGGAGCAUCUGGCAGAAAGUGAAGAGGCCGCUAGACAGUCUGAUUUCCAUCCAAAAGAUUCUGCCCUGGGCGAAGACUCGGAGCUUGAUGAGGCUUCAAGCAGUCAAACACAUAGUGAAUGUGGCAAGGUGAAGUCAGCGUCUGAAAAAUCAGAAUAUGAUAAAUGUAAACCUGGCUCUGGUAAGACAUCUUUUGUACAGAACGAAAGAGAUGAACAGCUUGUUGGGUCACAUUGGAGAGAUCUGGGGCAUGCUUAUGUGAAUAGGAAUGAAAGAUGGGAGAGGUUCAUGGAGUCUGAGCGAGAGAAGAACAAAGGAGAAUACCAAGGUGGCAGACAUGCAUCUGACAUGAUAAACCAACAAAGGACAUACCACCGUUACGGGGGUCGUGGUGCUGGAUCCCAUGGUCAUCCAAGGAACUUCAGAGGUCCAAGAAAUGAGUUUGAAAUUGAUUUUGUCAAUGAACCUAUUAGUGGCAGAAGGCGCCCAUUUGAAGAUGACCUUGAGCACUUGCACCGAAUUUCACAUAGGCGGCGGCGUUCACCACCAGCCGGCUGCCUCAUGAGAGAGAUGGACAGUGAUGGUUUUCCUGGAAGGGAGAUUCCAGAUCCUAGGCUGCUGGCACGAGGGCAGAUCGAAGAUCUCCCAGAUGACAUGAUCGAAGAGAGGUUUUUUAUGCCACAUUCCCAUCGACGUCAUGCCCAAGGUGAUCAUGGAUUUAUUCACAGAGAGAGGAGCCAUUCACCUGUGCAAAGAAGGGGUGCUCCUAUGCAUUUUCACCGGGGGCAAUCACCUGAAGCGAUGCACAGAUCACCGCCACUCAUGCGAGGUGAGAGAACAUUCCUGCCUCAUCGCCGUCACAACCGACGCCAUGAUUCACCUUUGGACCAAAUAGGCCAUGAUGAGAGAGGUAUGCAGAGAAACAUGAGGAGGCGUGGCAUGAUAGAUUCACAUCAAACUCUGGAAGGAGAUGCCUUCGAGCCACCUUUGUGUCCUGCUUACAUUGCCGAACUUCACGCAGAAGACGAACUCGCAGAAAGGAGGUACAGAGAGAGGAGAGGGUAUCAUCGAUCCUUGGAAGCUGCCCCUGUCAGUGACGAGGGUGAUCAGAUGCCGCCCUACCAUGCGGAGGACGACAUGGAAUUCGCUGAAGGUGGUGGUCCACGGGCGCUAGAUGGCCGCUUCAGGAACAGGCUGGGACACAGGGCGUGGGGAGAGCAAGAAGAUGGCUACAGGAACCGUGGUCCUCAAGGGUGGCGUGAUGGCGACUCUAAUGACAGUAGACCAAAGCGGAGGAGGUACUGACUUGGCCUACUCAGAGCUGUGGUCGGUACAAAUGGAUCUAAACCAAUGAACACGUCGGUCUUUCGGUGGACUGAUUCAUGCAGCCGCGCCGCAGCUCUCCUAACCGAACUCGUUAAUAUUUUGCAAGCAUCUACCGUUCCAUAUAUUGGUUUGUUUCUUGCGUUCUUUCUCAGCAAACAUGCUCUACAGCUUAUUAGUCUAUAAAAUAGCCCUGAAUCCUGCUCGAUGAAAGCUGAGGCGUUGGUACAUGGGCAUGGAGGUGAAGCUGACAUUUCAGGUCAAAUCGAAGUAAACGAGGACGCUUGAAAGGUGAAAGCCUCCGGCAUGUGCUAUUUUCUCUUGGCUGGAGCUGGAAGUGGGCAAAAGCUACUGCAACUACUUUGCAAUGCAUGGUGCUAUGCCGGUAAGGCCCCUGUAUUAUAGAUGCUUGUCUCCCAACUCUACAAUUUGGUUCGAGUUGAUCUAGAAAGCAGAUGGGAUUCAUAGUACUGCUGCUGGAUAGUGGCCUAGUGGGUCUGUGUUACGUUGUUGCUGUCUUGGACUGGACUUGUUUAUCGGGUUGGGUGUACACCUACCGGCUACCGGGCAAUAUGAAUGCACCGAAUAAAUGUGUGUGUUUUGGCACCGUC
Phragmites australis (common reed) is the source of this 4598-nucleotide messenger RNA. RefSeq lists its product as uncharacterized. The coding region runs from base 298 to 3969 and encodes 1223 amino acids. The transcript has 4 exons. Gene Ontology annotation, biological process: protein transport. NCBI's taxonomy places the organism in Eukaryota, Viridiplantae, Streptophyta, Magnoliopsida, Poales, Poaceae. Gene Ontology annotation, molecular function: phosphatidylinositol phosphate binding. The record is from RefSeq and is a predicted model, not a curated record. Gene Ontology annotation, cellular component: early endosome membrane.